ACAGCAGUAUGUGUUUAAUGCAAUUCAAGAAAAGACCCAACUUCUUGGACGGCCGACUAGAGAUGAGCUGAAUUUUCCUGGCUCCAAAAGAUGCUGGAUUCCAGGAAACGGAUGGAAGCAAAUUGAUCUCUUUGGUGCGGUGCUUGCUCUUGAAUUCGCUAGUAUUUGGUGUGUGAACAUCAGGUUGAUAUUCAACAAAGAAACACUCGUUUGGAUCCCCCCCUGCUUUUGCCACUUUCACGUUUAUUUUCUCCAGUUUCAUAAAUGCACAAAUGUAUUUUACUUUAAAACACCCCGUUUUUCCUUGUUUAGUCAGAUUAGAAUUCAGUACUGCUGAUACGUGCUUGAGUAUCAGUGUGGCAACCACAUCUUGGUGAAAUCGACCUUUUAACAAAGCAAGGGAAUCAAAAGUCUUCAUUCUCAGGUUUUCAGAUGUAGGAAGUGGAAAGACCCUGGUCAGUUCACUCAAAUCAUUUGACUCGGUGGCUUUGAACCUGGUCAGUGAAAAUCUAUAAUGUGCAGGUGUUUCUUGCUGUAUUUGCUACUGAAAUCUGCUUCUCUCAUAUAGAUCACUGUUACAGAUGAGGAAGUUAGUAACCCAUCCUUUUUAGAUCUGGUGAGGACUCCCCAAAUGAGGAAGUGCACACUUAUUCUUAUGUUUGCUUGGUUCACAAGUGCCGUGGUUUAUCAAGGACUCGUCAUGCGCCUGGGGAUUAUAGGAGGCAACCUGUAUAUCGACUUCUUCAUCUCGGGAGUUGUGGAGUUGCCUGCAGCCCUCUUGAUCUUACUGACCAUUGAGCGUUUUGGACGCCGCCUUCCCUUUGCGGGAAGCAACAUGGUGGCAGGCGUGGCCUGCCUUGUCACCGCAUUCUUACCAGAAGGAAUACCGUGGUUGAGAACCACAGUGGCUACCCUGGGAAGACUAGGGAUUACCAUGGCCUUUGAAAUUGUUUAUUUGGUAAAUUCAGAAUUGUACCCAACAACAUUACGAAAUUUCGGAGUUUCUCUCUGCUCGGGUUUAUGUGAUUUUGGGGGAAUCAUAGCCCCAUUUCUGCUCUUCCGGCUGGCGGCCAUUUGGUUAGAACUACCUCUUAUCAUCUUUGGUAUCCUGGCAUCUGUCUGCGGCGGGCUCGUGAUGCUGUUGCCUGAAACCAAGGGUAUCGCCUUGCCAGAAACAGUGGACGAUGUAGAAAAACUUGGCAGUCCAUAUUCCUACAAAUGUGGCAGGAGAAAGAAAACCCAAGUUUGCAGCUCGCACCUUUGACGCCCCCCUGCCAAAGACAGAAGGAAGGGGCUCUCUAGGUCGAUGUCUCUCAAGGAACCGAUGUGCCUUGCACACACGUGCGUGUUGUCCAUUUUAGCCACAUUAUGCCGCGCGGCUCCAAGCGUUCGUCAUGCUGUACAAAGACAUUCAAACUGCCCAGGGUAUUUUUAUAUGAUGUCGGAUGAAUUAGGAUUUACGGCGCUCGGGAACUUUCUGGGCGCACAGAGUAUGCGGCUGGUUUAGCAAAGAGCCUGUUGCACAUACAGCGCCCCCCCGCCCCAGUUUUUGUCUAAAGUUGGGGCAGCGGGUCUGACCCAGUUAUAGAGGGACGAGAGAAACCUUCACCAAGUUCUCACGACCGCUUGCUCCAUCAAAGAUGAAGGACGUGCAAACCAGGGAUCGGGGAAAAGUGUCCAGAGUGGGUUCAUCAAAUCUGAUCGACGAAUGAAAGCUCCGAGCUGAGCGUUCUGAAGAUUCCAGGGAGGAUGAAGGUUUGGAGAUCCUGCCUGUGAAGAGACUGAAUCUGAGGCCCCUGGGCCACGUGGUACUGAGGCUUUCCUUUCUCUUCUUGUUUUGCCCAGUGGAAGCCACUGUAGCAUCUGGGCCCGCGGGCGUGCUCGGGCCUUGUUCCGUGAUCAUGAACAAAUCUGCUGUACAAUUUGAGGAUUUGACCCUAUUGUUUUCUUAAAUCAGAUUUGGGCCUCAGAAGAUAGAGCCCCGUACUCAGUUCAGUAUUGAGCAAAAUCCAUGGAUUCCGACUUCAUGGGUCUUAAGAUUUUAAUCUUGAAGGGAUAUUUAUCUUAUAUCUUGUGAGUCCAGUUCUACGAUGCCGCCCAUGGUCAAGGGUGAAAACCAUGGACUGUUCUCAUUCAACCUUGACACGUUUAACCUGUCUUGGGAAGCAGCUUACAUUUUAAUUUAAAAGUAAGGUCAAUUUAUAUCCAUGUUUAAAAGAAUUGGGAGAAGCUUUAGAAGUGAUGUCACAGACACUAAUAAGGGAUUUGAUCUUUCUUUUUUUGUUACUGAGACUUUUGAAAUGCGGAGCUUAAAUACAUAUCUGUUACCUUUUCCUGCUGUUCUGCUUCGUAUGUUAUAUUCGUGGUAUUUCCGAUUCAGUAUGUAUCUUAUGCAGAAGUUUUUCAUGAGUUAUUUUGUGUGGACAGACAAAACGAGCACCGAGGAGAAUCUUGCCAACGAAGAAGACAAUUCUCUGUGAACACAUGACAAUAGGUACGGGGUGUGGGCUAAUUGUAAAAUAAGUUUUGUAAUCCUCCAGCACAACAGGACUGAAUAUGAAUGUUUUAUUUUCCCGUGAAAUAAACACUGCUCUUUGGGGACUUCAUGCUGUCACCCUGUACUCGUCCACACUUGCAGUUUCGCUGUUUUCGUGCUUCUCUAUGCUGGAAGAUGACUAUUCCUGCCUCGAUACUCUCACCUUCGAAUUGCAUCUUGGUUGCUAUUUUGGUUCCGGUCACAAUAAAAAAGUGUUUAAUUGUCAAGAACAA
Panthera uncia (snow leopard) is the source of this 2769-nucleotide messenger RNA. It is a transcript of the gene SLC22A3, whose product is annotated as solute carrier family 22 member 3. Gene Ontology annotation, cellular component: membrane. The record is from RefSeq and is a predicted model, not a curated record. Gene Ontology annotation, molecular function: transmembrane transporter activity. The coding region runs from base 632 to 1264 and encodes 210 amino acids. Gene Ontology annotation, biological process: transmembrane transport. Lineage: Eukaryota; Metazoa; Chordata; Mammalia; Carnivora; Felidae. The transcript is spliced from 6 exons.